Rhizophagus irregularis DAOM 181602=DAOM 197198 is the source of this 396-nucleotide messenger RNA. The record is from RefSeq and is a predicted model, not a curated record. Lineage: Eukaryota; Fungi; Glomeromycota; Glomeromycetes; Glomerales; Glomeraceae.
AUGUGUGAUAAUCAAGGUCCUUCUCUUGUUCUAAUUAAAUCUAAAAGUAAUAUCGAUGGUUGUUGUAAAGAAGAAAUCAUUGGAGGUUACAAUCCUGUUGGAUGGAAAAGUGCAAAUCAAUAUAUUAUAAGAGAUGAUAGUUUUAUUUUUAAUUUGGGUGAUUUGUCAUCAGAAUCAAAUUAUAUUUUAAGUAGAAUACAACCAAAUCUUAAAUAUUAUGCUAUUUAUGAUGGUGAAAACUUUGGUCCAAGUUUUGGUAAAGGUGAUAUGGAAUUUUCUUGUAUCUCAAGACCAAGAGAAGGUUUUUGUAGGUGGAGAUGUUAUGAUAAACCCAUAAGAGAUACUGAAGCUAGAUUUUGGAUUGAAGAAAUUGAAGUUUUUAAAGUUAUUCAAUAA